CAUUUCUAAGUACGCACCGACGGAAUCUGUUUGGUAGAUAAAGUAGUCAGUCAACCUCUCUCUCUCUGCAACCUCUUCUCUCUCAACCAUUACAAACUUUCUGGCAUCCCUUCUCGUUCGAUCAAGAGACAGAGACAAUCGAUCAGAUCCACCCCCAAUUUGGAAGAGAAUCACUUAUGGAGUGGAAUCGAUCAGAUCCCUCCUCUGAGCCUGACUCUUCUUCCUCUGAUUCUACUACGCGGCCUCGUCCAGCUUUAAAGUAUGAGGUUUUCCUGAGCUUCCGAGGUCCCGAUGUGCGAACAACUUUUGCGGAUUCUCUCUACCACUUCCUGGUCCAUUCCAAGAUUCGCACCUUCUAUGACGACGAAGAGCUCCGAAAGGGCGACAAGAUUGCUCCCUCGCUCGUCCAGGCUAUCCAGGAAUCUAAAAUCUACAUUCCAAUCCUUUCCCAAGGCUAUGCUUCCAGUAAAUGGUGCCUCGAAGAGCUCUCUCUCAUGGUGGAAUCCUUAAAUCGAAACCAAGGCCACAUCUUACUGCCCGUUUUCUACUUCGUGGAGCCGAGAGAUGUUCGACGCCAAGAGCGUUCUUAUUAUAGUCGAGCGUUUCUACAGCACAGUCGGAAAUACGAUGCAGAGACCACAAAGGAGUGGAAGGAAGCUCUCCAAUUCGUCGGACAACUGAAAGGAUGGCAUGUCACCGAAUCGGACAGACAAGGAGCUGUAAUAGAUAACAUUUUCUCACAAGUAUGGUCACAUUUGAUGGGAAGUUACAAAAUAGAGACGGAUGAGUUGAUCGGUAUUGAAUCCCGCGUUAAGGAAGUGAGAGAUUUGCUGGACUUAGAUGGUGAACGUCUGAAAAUGGUUGGGAUUCACGGUAUGGGUGGUAUUGGCAAGACCACCAUAAGUAAAGCCGUCUAUAACGAGGUCUCUUCACGCUUUGAGCGUUCUUGCUUUCUGGAAGAUAUACGCGAAACAUUGUUGAAGAACGAUGGCGUCGUUACAUUGCAAAACAAGAUCAUUUCUAGCAUUCUGAGGCAUGAUAGUCGUGUUGGAGAUACUAGCGAAGGGAUCCACAUAAUUAGAGACAAGGUUUGCAAGUACAAGGUUUUCAUUGUUCUCGAUGACGUAGACGAGAGGUUUGAGUUCGAAAAAAUCCUUGGAAAACUACAAGAUUAUUUCUUUGGAAGCCGAUUUAUUGUGACGACAAGAGACAAAAGGGUUUUGGAAUUCUUAGAAGGAUGCACAUUGUUUGAAGCCAAGUUAAUGAGUCACAAUGAUUCUUUUAAGCUUUUUGGAAAACAUGCCUUUCGAAUGGAUGAUCCCCCUGAAGAAAAUGCAGAUCUUUGUGAGGAAUUUGUAAAAAUCGCUGCAGGACUUCCUUUAGCUUUAAAGGUUAUAGGAUCAUUUUUGUUUCGUAAAGAGAAAAGAAUUUGGAGAGAAAAGUUGGAGGAAUUGAAGGAGAGACCUUUUAGUAAUGGUGUGCAUGAGAUAUUGAAAAUAAGUUACAAUGAUCUGACUUCCACAGAAAAGGAAAUUUUUCUAGAUAUUGCUUGUUUUUUCAUUGGAAAAUCCAAAGAGUUACCUUUUUAUAUGUGGACUGAUUGUAAGUUUUAUCCAGAAAGUGGUGUGAACAAUCUUAUUUUUAAAUCUCUUAUAAAAGUUAACGAGAGCAAUGAGUUCGAGAUGCAUGACCUUAUCAAAGAUCUUGGUCGAGCUAUUGUUCAGGCAGAAAAUAUUCAACAACCAUGGAAACGCAGUAGAAUAUGGUCCAACGAUGAGGCGUUGGAUAUGUUAGAAAAUGGCCAGGGAAAUGACAAGGUGGAAGCUCUUAGAAUCGACAUGGGAGAUCGAGAUGUUCGAAAGUUGACAGAAGAAGGAUUUAGGAAGUUAUCAGGGGUGAGGUUUCUUCAAGUGAGGCAUUGCAACAUGACUGGAGACUUCAGUAAGAUGCUUCCGAAUACGCUAUGGCUUCAGUUGCGCUUCUGUCGUUCAAUCCCAGAUGAUGUUAACUUGAAGAAAGUGGCGAUUCUUGAUUUGAAAGGAUCUUACCUUAGGGAUGACUGGAGAGGCUGGCAAAGAGCGAAGGAGGGUAAGAAGCUGAAAGUGGUAAAUCUAGAGGGAUGCAGUGGCCUGGUGAAAGCUCCUGACUUGUCCUCCUGUCGCGGUCUAGAAGUGAUAAAUGUUGAGGGCUGCUAUUACAUGGGAGGGGAACUGCAUAUCGGCAAUUUCAAGAAUUUGAAAAGGUUGAGCCUCCUGGGCUCUAAGAUAUCAGCGUUGAAAGGUGACAUUGGAAUGCUUCAAGAUCUGACAGAGAUUGAUGCCCCAAAUUUGAAAGAAUUCCCUGCUGGUAUUGGUGACCUACGCUCUUUGGAAAUCUUGAGGGUGACUCCGGCGGAUGCACCUAUAUCUGUACCUGCAUUCCCCACAAGUUUGAAGCAAUUAACCAUCUCGACCCCCAGGUUUCCCAAUCUGUUGGAGCUCAAGGACUUGGAGGAGCUAUGCCUUGAGCGUUGUGCGCCUGAAAUUCCUGGAGAUAUAUGGUUGCACCUGACCAAGUUGAAGAUACUGACAGUGUCUUUUUUCAGAGGCAAAAGUCUACUAAUGCAGGUGGAGCAGUCAACAGCAGAGAGUACUAUCAGUGGUACUAGUAGUAAUGGGAUCAUGAGAGACUCAUCUUCCCAUCUCCCAUCCUCUCUAAACAGCCUUGCUUUGUCUUGUUGUUUCGAAUUGGAGACACUGCCGAAUCUUGUGAAUCUAAGUAAUUUGACCCAACUACGACUUGAACUGGUUUUGGUAGACGAGAUACGUGGUCUGGGAGAGCUGGGAAUGUUGGAAACUCUUCAAGUAUCUAGUGCCCAGAACCUGAAAAGUCUCGACGGUCUGCAAAAUUUGGUGCUCCUGCAACAGCUUACUGUGGAACACUGUGGUGCUCUGGAAAAACUGCCCUGUAUUGCCAAUUUGACCAAGUUAAACACAUUGGUCAUCCGUAGUUGCAGGAUCCUGUUUGAAAUCCAAGGGCCGGAUGCAUCGAUGGGAGGGUCCAGUUUAACACGUCUGGAAAUAAGCCGUUGUCCCAAGUUAGCCAAUGUUGAAGGCCUUAUUCAACCUCUGCAAGCACUCAACACUUUGAAUUUGGAAGGCUUUCCAUCAAUAGAAACACUGCUACUUCGUCUCUCUUCUUUCAGCAACAUGAAGAAGUUAUAUGUUCAUGGAUCCCGUCCAGGCGAUGAUUUGGAUACUACGUUUGUGCCAUCGGUACAGAUCAUGGAUCUGUCCGGUCUUGUUAAUCUACAAGUUAUGAAUAUUUCAGGAUGCCAGCAACUGGCCGGGAUUACGGGGUUUUACGCAUUGCAGUGGCUAGAAGUGCUAAAUAUUUCGCACUGCAACUCCAUUAGGAAACUGUGGAAUCUAUCUGGCCUCAAGAGUUUGAAGAAACUAACCAUUUGCGAUGCAACACAAUUGACCGAGAUGGAAGAGCUUGACCGGUUGGAAUCGCUAGAAUGGCUGCAGAUGGAUGGGUGCACGGGGAUAAAGAAGCUGCCACAUCUGCGCAAUCUCAGAAACCUGAAGCAGUUGAUUAUUAGCGGGUGUACAUCAAUUCUCAAGUUGCCGAAUCUGUGUGGUCUCACAAGUUUGACAACUUUGGAAAUUAAAGGAUUCACACAACUCUCAGAAGUCACAAGGCUAGAAAGACUGGAGUCGCUGGUACGGCUAAAGUUGAUUGAUUGCGGAUUAGUUGUGAGGUUGCCUGAUUUAUCAGAACUGAAGAAUCUGAAGGUGUUAAUUAUCCGCGGAUGCACACAGUUGAUGGAGAUCACAGGGCUCGAGAGUUUGGAAUCGUUACAAGUGCUAGCUAUGUCGAGCUGCGAGUCGAUUUACGAAUUGCCAGAUCUAUCUCAUCUUGAGCAUCUCAGGUAUUUGAAUAUCAGCGGAUGUAUGCAGUUAACGCAAGUCAUGGGAGUUGAGAGGUUGGGAUCGUUGGAAGUGCUAGCUAUGUCACAGUGCAAGUCGAUCAUAGAGCUGCCGGAUUUAUCUGCUCUAAAGAAUAUGACGCACUUGGAUAUUAGAGAAUGCAGCCAGUUGAUUGGAAUCAUUGGCCUCCACAAAUUACAGUGUACAAUACUAGGGGUGCACGAUCCUGCAUUUAUUUCCUACUGGAAAACACAUGAAAUGUACCUCAAUAUGUAAAUCAGAAUCGAAGCCCAGCUGUAACCCCCCCACAGUCGAUAUCUCAAAGCCCAGUUGAUAAAGGUUGGUUGGCUUUUAUGGUUUGGACAUUUUACAUCAUUUGGGAGAAACAUGAACAAUACACAAUUUUAAGGUUUAAUAGGUUUCCUUCUUGUUACGUAUUGUUACUUCUAGUUCGCAACGCGGACUUUACUUUGUAUAUUCUUCUACAGUAAUUCACCAACUUCAAAGCAGUUAAAAACC
Messenger RNA from Linum tenue, 4430 nucleotides. The record is from the annotation of a GenBank genome assembly. Lineage: Eukaryota; Viridiplantae; Streptophyta; Magnoliopsida; Malpighiales; Linaceae.